UGCUGCAUCGCCAACUUAACCUAACCUGCUUCCGGACAGUUUCCUGUCUGUCUCACCGUUUGUCUGUCAGCUGUCCUAGGCUGCGAGAUUAGGUACUUAACCGAUGGAGCUGGAGCUGUUCUUAAACGAGUGGAUUUUCCUGCUCCUAGCUGGGUUUGUGUUUCUGGUUGUUUGGCCGCUUUUGCUCGUCAGAUCGUGGGUUGCUGUUGUUGCUUGGUCUGUUUCUGCCGAGACCGAGAGUCGCGUGGUUGAGCUUGUCUAGCUGUUCUGCUUUGCUCUUGUUCCCUUGUUCAUUCAACUAAGCAAGCAUCACCAUGAGGUCUCUUCUUCUCUGUCUGCUGGCAUGGACCAGUCUGGGCGUGCAGCAUGUCUGCGCGAAGGCUGUCUUUGCGCAUUUCAUGCUCGGAAACACAGAAAACUACACCACCAAAAACUGGGAAUCCGACAUCAACCUGGCCAAAGAAUCCUCCAUCGACGGCUUCGUCCUCAACAUGGCCCGCAACGAAAAACUCCCCACGCAGAUCUACAACGCCUUCACCGUCUCCGCGGACCUGUCCUUCAAACUCCUCUUCUCCUUCGACUACGCCGCCAACGGCUCCUGGCCCAAGUCCCAGGUCCUGAACCUCCUGAAUGAAUACUCCACGCACCCAGCGUACUACAUGCAUAACAAGCAGCCUCUCGUCUCGACCUUCGAGGGCCCAGACGCGUGGAAAGAUUGGCAAGAGAUCAAGGAGAAGACGAACGCGUUCUUCAUUCCGGAUUGGAGUUCUGUCGGCCCCGCGAAAGCGGCGAAUCGCUCCGUCGUGGAUGGGCUGUUUAGUUGGGGAGCGUGGCCCGAGGGCCCGAGGGGUCUGAACACCAGUCUGGAUGAUGCGUACAUCGACGCGCUCGACGGCAAGGCGUAUAUGAUGCCGGUAUCGCCGUGGUUCUAUACCAAUAUGCCGGGGUUCGAGAAGAACUGGGUGUGGAGGGGAGAUGAGCUGUGGACGGAUCGGUGGGCGCAGGUGAUGGACCUGGACCCGGAGUUUGUGCAGAUCAUCUCGUGGAAUGACUAUGGGGAGAGUCAUUAUAUUGGGCCGAUUGGGGCGGGCGACGGGGUCGAUGUGUGGGAUGCGUUCGGGAGGGGAGAGGCCCCGUAUAACUAUGCGAAGGAUGUGCAGCAUGAUGGGUGGAGGACGUUUUUGCCUUACUGGGUGCAGAGGUAUAAGGCGAAUAAGACGGUGGAUGUGAGCGAGGAUGAGGAGAAUGUGGUGACCUGGUAUCGGUUGGCGAGGGACGGGGCCAGCGGGUGCAAGGAUGGUGGCACGACAGGCAAUGCGAAGGUGCAGGGCCAGAAGGAGUAUAAGCCCGAGGAGAUCCUGAGGGAUCGUAUCUUCUAUGCGGCAUUGUUGGGGAGCCCGGCGAAUGUGUCGGUGAAGGUGGGAGGGGCGGCGGUGGCGGGGACGUGGGAUGUUGAGCCGGAGGGUGGGAAGGGAGUGUAUACGGGGAGUGUGGAGGUGAAGGAUGAGGGCGAUGUCAAGGUGGUGGUGAAGCGAGGAGAUGAUGUCGUGGCGCAGGUGGAUGGCGAGAAGAUUCGAGGCGACUGCGAGGCAGAUGGGGGAUACAGGAACUUCAAUCCAUGGGUUGGUACAUCAGGGGCGGAGGGAGUCAGAGCGAGUGUGUGGAUGAGUUGGUGUCUGAUGAUGUUGUUCUGCAUGCUAUAGAUUGAUGGGUAUGGAUAUGAGACCAAGGGAUAUAUGGACUAAUCAUAAUGGGGGUUAUUAAUUU
Messenger RNA from Aspergillus steynii IBT 23096, 1767 nucleotides. RefSeq names its product glycoside hydrolase family 71 protein. The coding region runs from base 315 to 1703 and encodes 462 amino acids. The transcript is spliced from 2 exons. Gene Ontology annotation, molecular function: glucan endo-1,3-alpha-glucosidase activity. Gene Ontology annotation, biological process: mating projection tip cell wall disassembly. The record is from RefSeq and is a predicted model, not a curated record. NCBI's taxonomy places the organism in Eukaryota, Fungi, Ascomycota, Eurotiomycetes, Eurotiales, Aspergillaceae.